AGCCUGAAUCAUUUUCUUUGUCUUGAACAAAAAAAUAUAUAUGCUCUUUGGAGUUGAAGAAAAAGAAGAGAGAAAUGGAUCAAUCCUCGAUGGAGAAGCUGAUCCUCGUGACCCGGGAACCGGACGGAAUCGCGACGAUCACCAUCAACCGGCCUAAAUCCCUCAAUUCGUUGACCCGGGCAAUGAUGAAGGAUCUCGCUCAGGCGUUCAAGUCCCUGGGAAAGGACGAUUCCGUACGGGUCAUAAUCCUUACUGGGUCGGGUCGGGCGUUCUGUUCUGGCGUCGAUCUGACGGCGGCGGAGGACGUGUUUAAGGGUGAUGUGAAGGACCUGGAGUCUGACACUGUUGCCCAGAUGGAACGGUGCCCCAAACCCAUUAUCGGAGCCAUUAACGGGUUCGCAGUCACCGCCGGGUUCGAGAUUUCCCUCGCUUGUGAUAUUCUGAUUGCAGCUAAAGGAGCCAAAUUCAUGGAUACCCACGCUAGGUUUGGGAUAUUUCCUUCUUGGGGGCUGUCACAAAAGCUUUCACGCAUAAUUGGACCUAACAAAGCUCGGGAAGUAUCACUAACAUCCCUGCCUUUAACUGCUGAGGAUGCUGAGAGGUGGGGCUUAGUGAAUCAUGUUGUUGAACAAGGUGAAGUGUUGAACAAAGCCCGACAGGUUGCAUCAGCAAUAUUGAAGAACAAUCAAGGCCUAGUGUUGAAGUACAAAGCCGUGAUAAAUGAUGGUCUCAAGCUUGAAAUGGGUCGUGCUCUUGCUCUAGAGAAGGAGAGGGCUCAUGACUAUUACAAUGGAAUGACGAAGGAUCAGUUUAAGAAGAUGCAGGAGUUUAUAGCUGGUCGGAGUUCACAGAAACCUUCUUCCAAGUUGUGAUCUACUAAUGUUCUUGUUGCUUGCCCCUUCGUUGUGGAAUAAAAGUACAGUGCCACCAAUAGUUUGAAAAUUUGAAUGAAUAAAUCCUUGGCUUCAAGAUCAGUGAUAUUGCUACAAGCAGCCAAUGUUGAUAUCAUAAGCUCCUAGGAAGGGGUUUAGCUUUAAUUUAAUUGAUCAAGUUGGCUGAAAUGAUAAGUGGAUUUGACCUUAAUUCUUCCUCUCUUUUUGGUUAUUCUUGGUUUCUUCUCGGUGGACAAAAUCCAUGAAACCUUGUUGUGGGAAGAACUGUGAGUUGGGUCCCUUCAGAGGAUCCUCCCAGCGCUGAAUUCCAUGAAACAGAAGAAACAAAAAGUAUGGUGAGAUGGUCACCACUCACCAUUGCUUUCUAGCUUUUGAGUCAUUUUCUAUGGUGCCCCCUUCUUGUUGGUAUUUGACAGCUUCCCACUUAUCAAUUUGUCAUUUUCACUGAUGUACAAUUUUCACUGAUGUAAGUUAGGAACAUUAACACAUCAAACCAGCUCGCUUAUGCUGCAUACCACAUGAUGCCAACAUCAGCCCCAAAGCUUGAAUGAUCAACAUGGAUGGAUUUGAAAACUGGACUCUCUGAGACCCUGUAUAAAUUAUUAGUUGUUGA
Rubroshorea leprosula is the source of this 1506-nucleotide messenger RNA. The record is from the annotation of a GenBank genome assembly. Lineage: Eukaryota; Viridiplantae; Streptophyta; Magnoliopsida; Malvales; Dipterocarpaceae.